AGCCUUGAAAACUCCUAACAUCACAUGACCAAGGAACUCGAUUUUUGCUACCUUCCUCAUUCACAGGAGGACCAAGAUACACAUGAAGAACUGCUACCUAGAUGCAAUGGCUAUAUGCAAAUAUUUUGGGUUUCCUGAUCUGUUUAUAACAUUCACUUGCAAUCCUAAGUGGCCUGAAAUCACUAGGUAUCUACAGAAACACAACCUUAUUGCGGAUGAUAGACCCGAUAUCAUUGGAAGGCUUUUCAAAAUCAAGCUUGAUUCUCUCAUGAUUCAUCUAACGGAUAAAGAUCUAUUGGGGAAGACAGUCUCUUGUGAGUUAUUAUGUAUUGUGUUUUUUUAUGAGUUGAUGUUUUUUAAUAUUAACUAGCUCUAACUAUUUUGGAAUUUUUUUUCUCUCUUUCAGCAAUGUACACUGUUGAGUGGCAAAAACGUGGUCUACCUCAUGCACAUAUUCUCUUAUUCAUGCAUCCUAAUUCCAAAUUUUCAACCACUGAUGACAUUGACAAGGUUAUCUCAGUGGAAAUUCCAGACAAAGAGAAAUUAACCAGAGCUUUAUGAUAUUAUCAAAGAUAUGAUGAUUCAUGGUCCUUGUGGAGCUGUUAAUAUGAACUCACCAUGCAUGGAAAAUGGUUCAUGUUCAAAGCUCUAUCCUAAGAAUUUUGCAGAUAAAACUACUGUCAACAAAGACGGUUUUCCUGUUUAUAGAAGACGAGAAUAGGCAGGAAGAUUUGUUGAGAAGAAUGGAUUCAAGUGUGACAACAGAUAUGUGAUACCAUACAACAAGGAAUUGUCUCUUCGAUUUCGAGCUCAUAUCAAUGUGGAAUGGUGCAAUCAAACGGGGUCUAUAAAAUACUUAUUUAUGUAUAUUAACAAAGGGCAGGAACGUGUCACUGUUUCUGUUGAGCCACCAAACACAGAAGAGUUGAAUGAAAAGAAAAAAAAUGAAAUCAAGGACUUCUUUAAUUGCAGGUAUUGACAAUCACUAAUUACGUAAAUUUUUGAAGCUGUUGAAUUUAACCUAUCAAUUUUGCAGCUGAUUGUCUUUGACCUAUCAAUUUUGCAGGUACGUCUCAGCCUGCGAAGGUGCUUGGAGGAUUUUUAUGUUUUCUAUUCACUAUAGAUCAACACCGGUUGAAAAAAUUCAGUUUCAUCUACCAGGGAAACAAAUCAUAGUUUUCAAAAUGAUGACACAUGGGAAGAAGUAACUAGCCAGAAAUCAAUUGAAAACACUAUGUUCUUGGGCUGGUUUGAAUUGAACAAGGUCAGUGCAGUUGCUCAGACACUCACUUUAGCGGAGAUACCAACAAGGUUCACUUGGAAUAAAGCAGCCAGAAAGUUUCAAGAUAGGAAGAAAUGAUCGCGAUUGGCAUAAUUAAUUAUGCCCCACGAAAAAUCGAAGAGGCGUUCUAUCUGAGGGUUUUACUUAACAUCGUCAGAGGUCCAACAUGUGAAGAAGAGAUUAAAACGUUUCAUGGGUUUCUUUAUCCUUCAUACAAGGAAACAUGUUUUGCAAUGGGGCUAUUAGAAGAUGAUCAGGAAUAUAUUGACGACCUCGUGAGAGCAAGUUUUACCGGUUCUGCAUGUUAUAUGCGUCAGGCUUUUAUCAUUAUGCUCAUGUCUAAUACUUUGUCAAAGCCAGAAGUCGUUUGGGAACAUACUUGGGAAUUUCUUUCAGAAGACAUUGAGCAUAUGAGAAGAAGGCUAUUACAUAGACCAGGUACGGUAAUUCGAUUUAAAUUUGUUUAAAUUUUAAGACUUUGACAUGGUUAUAAAAUUUGUUAACUUAUCUUUGUCUGGAAUUCAGAUCUUUGUUUGAGUGAUUCCGAAAAAAAACAGUAUGCGCUUAUAGAGAUUGAGAAGCUUCUAAAGAGUAACGGAUUGGUCAAAGAUGCCUAAGCCGAUACCAGACAUUGUUAAUAACAAUGUAUUGAUUUUGGACGAGCUCAGUUACGACCAGCAAGAGUUAGAAUCUGUCCUUGCCCGUGAUCUUCCAAAACUAACGGAUGAGCAAAGGAAGAUUUUUGACGAGAUUACUGAUGCUGUUUUCACACAACGAGGUGGUGUUUUUUUUGUAAAUGGAUUUGGUGGUACAUGCAAAACUUUCUUGUGGAGAUUGCUUUCUGCUGCAGUACGUGUCAGGCGUGAAAUAUGUCUGAAUGUUGCUUCGAGCGGGAUAGCUUCUCUAUUGCUUCAGGGAGGGAGGACUGCCCAUUCUCGAUUUGGAAUUCCCAUCAAUCCUGAUGAGUUCUCUACUUGCACAUUUAUACGAGGAACUGAUCAAGCGGAUCUUGUGAAAGCAGCCUCACUUAUAAUUUGGGACGAAGCUCCAAUGAUGAGCAGACAUUGUUUUGAAUCAUUGGAUAGGAGUAUGUUGGACAUUUGUCGAGAUAACGAAAAUAAACCUUUCGGUGGAAAAGUUGUCGUUUUUGGUGGAGAUUUUAGACAGGUAUUUCCUGUCAUUCAUGGAGCUGGAAGGGCUGAGAUUGUUUUGCAGUUAACCAAGAAUAUGCGGCUUGAGUCAAAUAAUUUGUCCCCUGAAGUGGCAAAAGAUUUGCAGGAGUUCUCACAAUGGAUACUAGACAUAGGAGAUGGAAAGAUUGGUGACGCAAAUGAUGGGGAAACACUUAUUGACAUCCCAGAAGAGUUUUUAAUUCUUGAUAUUGAUGACCCAAUAGAAGCUAUAAGCACUGCAGUCUAUGGAGAUUCCACUUUUUUACACGAGAAGGAGCCUAUUUUUUUUUCAAGAGAGAGCUAUAUUAUGUCCUACUAACGAGGAUGUGAACAUGAUCAAUCAACACAUGUUGGACAAGCUUGAUGGUAAGUAAAGAGUGUCUAAAUUUUCUUGCUGCUGUAUAUUAGUAUGUUUCAAUUUUUUUCCACUAGACUAACGUUUUAAGUACUUCAAUGCAGGAGAGGAAAUUUUUUACUUAAGCUCUGAUUCAAUCGACGCUUCUGAUAGGUUUUCAAAGAAAGACCAGGUUCUCACUCCAGUUUUUUUGAACAGAAUUAAAGCGUCUGGACUGCCAAAUCAUAGUCUGCAGCUGAAAGUUGGUUGUCCAGUCAUGUUGCUAAGAAACAUUGAUCCUGUUGGGGGAUUGAUGAAUGGAACUCUGCUCCAGAUUACAGAGUUGUAUGACUUCAUGAUAAAGGCAAAGGUUAUUACUUGGGAAAAGGUUGGUCGAACUGUGUUGAUUCCCAUGCUUUCAAUUACUCCUUCAGACAAAAAGUUGCCAUUCAAAAUGAGGAGGAGACAACUGCCUAUUGGUGUGGCUUUCGCUAUUACUAUCAAUAAAAGCCAAGGACAAACAUUGUCUGAAGUUGGUAUAUUUCUACCAAGACCGGUUUUUUCACAUGGACAAGUAUAUGUGGCUGUUUCCAGAGUGAGUUCUAAGAAAGGCUUGAAGAUGCUGAUUGUUGACAGUGAAGGCAAGCCUCAACGCCAAACAAAGAAUGUUGUCUUUAGAGAAGUUUUCGAUAAUCUACGAUCUAUGUUUUCAGUUCUGUUUUUAGAAAAUUGCAGAUGAUUUGCUUUAUUUGCAGACUUUGGUUUUAUGUUUUACGUUUCGUUUAAGAUUCAUAACAGAGCAAUAAAAUUCCUCUUUGGAACUUUUUGGAAAAGUACGAUGUGAGUUUUUGGUGAGGAUGUGAAACCUCAGAAACAAACAUAUGAUCGUUGUUGUUAAUUAAAAUUAUUUGAUAGCUAUUAUUUCUAACACGAAAAAUGAACUUUAGAAAAAGUUCUACGCUGCAGAAAGCAAUUUAAUUCUCCUAUCUACAGAUAAUAACACCAAAUCAAUCAAUCAAACUCCGGUUUCAAUCCUAACUACCGAUAGGCACUUCCAUUCCUAGCUUCUAAAAUUCUGAAAAGUGUUUAAUAGUAACUUACAAAUUAUAUCAUUGCAGAAUGGUUGGAUACAUGUCAUUACAUACUGGUGCGCAAGUUUGGUUUGUCUUUGCCUCAUGUCUUUCAUCAUCAUACAACAUAUAGACUCUAUUCUGUAAAAUUAAGAGAAAACAUUAGUUAACCGUUUAGAUUUCACAAAAUAUUUAAUAUAUUAUAGUCAUUGUAUGUGUUGAGGUUAUAUCUAAUAAAAACUUAUCUUUUCUCAGGUUUGAGGUUUUUGUGAUUGAGGUUGGAGUCGUAUUAAUAAAGCUCUACCAGUACUCUCUGUCACUACAAGACCUGCACAUGAGUCGUAAACAUUAAUACGACAACAAACUAAACAUAUAUCAUUCAGCUUCUGCUUUAUAACAGAUUAAUCAAAUUAUUCAUACACUAAUUUGUUAGUGCCUGAAAUAAAAAAAAGUAGAAUAAAUCAUAAGAGACUCCAAAUUGAGGAACAUAGAUUGUACAAGCAUAAACAUAUAUCAUUCAGUCAUUAGCAUAAGAGACAGCAAAGAAAUUCUUAUGGGACAUCAGAGAAAGGAAGUAACGAAGGUGAAAGAAGUUAAGAUGCAUAAUCAAUUAAAAGGAUUACCUCUGUUUAUUAUCCAUCUAAAAAGUUGGAAGUUGUUUUUGCUCGGAAAUCUUAUGUGACCAAGCAAAUCACCCAUUCAUCUUCUUCAUCUGUGAAUCUGCAGAAUAAAACAAUUAUUAUGCCAAGAGGAAAGGAAAUCAAAUCAAAAUUUAUGGUUUGCUUAUGAUUAAUACCCGAUGCAUGAGAAACAUUCACCAAGCAACAGUUUCAAUCUUCACCAACGUCCAAUCCAUCAAGAUCGAUAGAUCUACCCACUGAUUCUCUCAUCGAUUCUCUAUUUCAGUUCUAGCGUGUCGUCGAUUCCUCAAAGAAAAAUUGGAUCGAGAAAUUUUUCUUUUUACGUUCCCUUUUCUGUUUUUUUUUUAAAUCAAACGGCCACAAAAACAUAGAUUUUGACAU
Brassica napus (rape) is the source of this 4880-nucleotide messenger RNA. RefSeq names its product ATP-dependent DNA helicase PIF2-like. Bases 1892 to 2773 code for a protein of 293 amino acids. The record is from RefSeq and is a predicted model, not a curated record. NCBI's taxonomy places the organism in Eukaryota, Viridiplantae, Streptophyta, Magnoliopsida, Brassicales, Brassicaceae. Gene Ontology annotation, biological process: DNA repair; telomere maintenance. The transcript has a single exon. Gene Ontology annotation, molecular function: DNA helicase activity.